UUAUUAUUUUUUCUGCCACUUUUUUAAGCUGUAUGUGUUGGUUCUUAAUCUCUCAUACGUCAACAUGCAUCAUAGGGGCAACGACGAAGAUCAAUUGCAGACGAAGAUCAUCGUCGUUCUUGCCCUAAUACCUCCCCCCCAUAGCCGUUCUUUCCCUAAUUGCCCAUUGAAACAUUCAAUCAACAUGUCGUCGUCUUCUACCUCUGGUCUAAUUCGAAAACCUAAAGUCUUCAAGGUCGAUUUGGAUGGAAAUGUGUACUGUCAUCACGACAUUGUUGCGGUUCUUCGAGUAGCUGGACUUAAAAGUGAAAGACAUGGUGAAGAAUUUUACGGCUGCUCUCACUGGCCUAGAGGGGAUUGCAAAUUCUUCCUCUGGAAAGAAGAUGUUGAUAAGAUGUUCGUUGAACGUUCAUACGGCACCUCAACUCAAGUGACGUUUAAAGACCUGAAGAUAAAGAACCUUGAAUUACACAAUAUGUUAUUAAUAGAAGAGAACAAGAACUUGAAAGCAAUGAGAUUUGACACAAAGACGAAGUCGAAGAAACCAUAUGUGCUAACCUUUGUAAUUGGAAUUGCCAUAUUGUUGUAUUUGUGGAAUUAGUAUUGUUUGAUAAUGAACUGUUGUGGUAUUUAGUGUUUGUAACCAUUUGUGCCUACUUGUUAUGAAAUGGACAUCUAAGUUAUGCUUUUGUUA
Molecule: messenger RNA, 694 nt
Organism: Helianthus annuus (common sunflower)
Lineage: Eukaryota; Viridiplantae; Streptophyta; Magnoliopsida; Asterales; Asteraceae
Exons: 3
Coding region: 65-601 (178 amino acids)
Molecular function (GO): zinc ion binding
Source: RefSeq, a predicted model, not a curated record